AUGGGUGUUUCCUAUACCUUCAUCUUCCAGUUCUGCCUGAUCCUGCAAUGUAUGACCCUCUGGAGAUCAGAAAUGCAAAGUCCAGGCUGUGCCCUUCAUUUUACUGAUGUGUUUGAUGAAUUCCAAUAUUUUCAGGAUGGAGAUUUGAUCAUCGGAGGAGUGAUCACUGUGAGGUCAAAAGAUGAUCUAGAAUCAUCUGACGAAAAAAUAUACAGCUGUCAUCACAGGAACUGGCUCUACAACAUACCUAAGGGCCAACUUAUGCGCCUACGACGCAAUUGCACUAAGCUGGAUGCAUUCCAAGUACAAGCCAAACAAAUAGGAGAGAGAUUUAUACAAAAGGGAUACAAUGACAUAUACAUCGAGCAAAAUAUAGAAGAAGUAUCCAAGAUGUCAAGAGAAAAGCUCCUGGAGAAUAAAACACCUACAGUUAGGAAAGAUCUGGUCCCUGUAGUACUGGAUUAUAAUGUACAACACAGGAAAAUUGAAAAGGUCAUCCAAAAACAUUGGCACAUUCUGAAAUGCGACAAAGACCUUCAGGACCUUCUACCUGAGAAACCAAGCCCCUCUCUUGGGUAUUACCUGAACCUCCUAGCUUUCCUUUCUGCAAUUGAUAAUAUUAACAAGGAUCCAGACAUCUUACCAAAUAUUACUCUCGGCUUCCAUCUAUUUGACUCAUGGCUGGAACCCAGGAAGGCUGUACAGAGUGUUCUGCAGAUCUUGUCUGGACCAAAUGGGACAAUUCCUAAUUAUUCCUGUAAUGGACAAGGCAAGCUGACUGGUGUUAUUGGAGAUCGCUAUUCAUCCACUACAAUCCCAAUUGCCCAAAUCCUCGGAUUGUACAGAUACACACAGAUCACCUAUGGGGCCACCGAUUACACAUUAAGUGACAGACACCUUUACCCGCAUGUUUUCAGGACCGUUCAGAAUGAUUAUGUCUAUUAUUUAGCAAUUGCCAAACUAGUGAAAUAUUUUGGCUGGAAUUGGGUCGGAAUACUUUUAUCAGAUGAUGACACCGGAGAGAAUGAAGCGCAAAUUCUGAAGAGACAUUUGGCUUCCCUGGAGAUUUGUGUGGCUUUUGAAAAAAGAAUGGCAACAAAUUCAGCUACAAUGGAUCAGUGGAUAGACACACUUAGUAAAGUACGAUGUAAUGUUUUAAUACUUUGUGGUUUCUUCACAAGCAAUGCUCGAGGAUACCUUACUGCAUACACUCAUAUCAAUAUAAACAAUAUUCUUAUCCUUCCCCCAGGCUGGACUUUAGAAGGAAUUCAAAUAACAACUCUUUUCUUAGAUUUUAUAACAAGUUUGUCUCUACAGUUUUCUGAUCCACAAAUUCUUAGAGAUGAAACUAUGUUUGAUGUCAGUGUAUUGACAAGUCGUUCACAAAUUGGGCAGCUAUUGGAUGAUCUGAUCGUUACAUUUUACAAUAUAACAUCAACUCAAAAUGGAAAAAAUAUUUAUUUUCAAAACGUUCCUAUUUCUAGACAGAAUAUAUUAAGAGUCCUUGUUUCAGUAAUUGACAAAACUUUGCUUUUCGGAGAUUCUCUACGAGUAUUUAUUGCAGUAGAAGCUAUGGCUGAAGCCAUAAAUUUUUUCAACAAGUUUAAUCACAGUUUUAAUAUUAACAGAUUUUAUCAGAUGCAUAAAUAUAUGAAACAACUCACAAAUCCAUAUAAGACGGAAGACAGGAUGACCUUCUUCGAUGAAAACGGUGAAUAUCCUUCAAACUACAAAAUAGUAAAUUGGAUGAAGUCUAACAGCCACUUUAGAACAAGUCAUACUGAUGUUGGUUUGUACACACCAUGGGCUAAAGAAGAAGACCAACUUCACAUUGACUCCAACAAUAUAACAUGGGAUGAAGGAAAUAAUACGAAGCUGGAAUCUAAGUGUGUGGACUCUUGUUUGCCCGGAUACAGAAAAAUGACAGGAUCUUCAAUCCACUCUUGCUGCUAUGACUGUGUCCCAUGUUCAGAAGGGCAGAUAUCCAAUAAGACUGACAGUGAAAACUGCAUGAAAUGUUCUGAUGAUGAAUGGCCAAAUGAGAAGAAGGAUCGGUGUGUUCCAAAAUUUGUGGAGUUUCUCUCCUACACUGAUGACCCCAUUGUUGCAGUAUUUUCAGCUGUCUCCAUCCUCUGUUGUCUUCUGACUGGUUUAAUAUUGGGGAUAUUUGUACUUUACCAGGACACCCCCAUUGUUAAAGCUAAUAACCGUAACCUGAGCUAUCUUCUCCUGGUCUCCAUCAUACUGAGCUUCCUCUGUGUCUUCUUGUUCCUCGGCCAUCCAGUAGAUGUGACCUGCAUGCUACGUGUGACCUCUUUUGGUGUCAUCUUCUCAGUUGCUGUCUCUUCUCUGCUUGCCAAAAGUAUUAUGGUGUGUAUAGCUUUUAAAGCCACCAAACCUGGGAGUCAUUGGAGGAAAUGGAUGGGAUCCAAACUGCCCAAUUGUAUCAUUUGUGUCUUCUCACUGGUUCAAGUCAUCAUCUGUGUCACUUGGUUGUCUAUUUCUCCCCCCUUCCAGGAUCGGGACACUCACUCUUAUCAGGGGAAGAUCAUCAUUCAGUGUAAUGAGGGUUCAGUUACCGGUUUCUACUCUGUCCUGGGAUAUAUGGGGCUUCUGGCAGCUGUGAGUUUCAUUAUAGCUUUUUUAGCCAGGACAUUACCGGACAGUUUUAAUGAGGCCAAGUACAUCACCUUCAGCAUGCUGGUGUUCUGCAGUGUCUGGAUUGCCAUGAUCCCGGCCUAUCUGAGCACCAGAGGGAAAUACAUGGUGGCUGUGGAGGUUUUUGCAAUAAUAACCUCAAGUAUUGGACUUCUUGGCUGUAUAUUUUUCCCAAAAUGUUACAUAAUUCUGAUCAGACCUGACCUGAAUACAAAAACAGUUAUCCGCUAAUAUGUAUGGAAAAACACUGGGUUAUCAGUAGUUAUAUCAUUAUUCUAUUAUUAUUAUCUUUAUUAUUGUUAUUUUUCAGAUUUUGCUAGUCUAUUGAGAAUGAACACUGUUACCCAAUACCUUAGACUAGAUCCAACUAUCACUGGAAUAUAACUAGGUGGAAUCAUCCCCCCAAGUCUCAGGCCCAAAUCUAAUACCCAUUCUUAACAAAUUUGCUACCAUAUCAGGAUUAGAGAUAAACCCCAAGAAAUGUAUUGCAUUAAACAUAUCACUUUCAACAAUAGAAUUAACACCAGCUAAAAUAGCACUACCCUUCACAAGGGCUGUAGAGUCAGGGAUUUGCCUUACAGCCUCUUUAUCAGACCUAUACUCAGCAAACUACCCUAACAUUCUAAAACACAUCAGGAAGCUAAUGAAUAACUGGUCCCACCUUCCUAUUUCUUGGAUGGGGAAAAUAAAUGUAGUUAAAAUGACAAUACUACCCAAACUGCUAUACCCAUUUAGAGUAUUACUGAUAACAUUCCUCGGCAACUACUUACGUAUUAUCCAGAAAAGAACAUCUACAUUUAUAUGGGGAUCUUCAAAACCGCAUAUACCUCUCAAAACACUAUACUUACCUAGAAACUUAGGAGGUCUAGGAGUACCUAAUUUUGCCACUUACUAUAGAGCAGUUUAGCCAAAUACCAUGCCACUCAGGAAAUACCUUUAUGGGUAUCGAUAGAGGCUUGUGAAUGUGACCUUUUAUCGAUUUCCAAUAUAAUAUGGCUUCAUUCCAAAAACCGCCUUGGCCUAAGUAAUCCUAUAACUAAACAUUACGGGGUAGAUCCACAAAGAAAUUACGCCGGCGU
This is a messenger RNA of Rana temporaria (common frog), 3737 nucleotides long. RefSeq names its product vomeronasal type-2 receptor 26-like. Gene Ontology annotation, cellular component: membrane. Gene Ontology annotation, molecular function: G protein-coupled receptor activity. The record is from RefSeq and is a predicted model, not a curated record. The coding region runs from base 1 to 2889 and encodes 962 amino acids. Lineage: Eukaryota; Metazoa; Chordata; Amphibia; Anura; Ranidae. The transcript is spliced from 7 exons. Gene Ontology annotation, biological process: G protein-coupled receptor signaling pathway.